AUGGAAAAUAAUGAUAUAAUUUAUAGUAAUAAUUCUAUUAUGGAUAACUUUAAUUUUCAAACAUUUUAUAAUCCUUCUACAGAACAGAAUUAUUAUAAAAAUAUUACUUCUCAAUCUAUAUCAACAAAUAAAAGAGAUUCAACGUGUAUACCAUUUCAAGAACAAGAACAAUUUAAAAAUAAUUUUUAUUAUUCUGAUCAAUCUUCUUAUUAUUAUUCGCAACCUUUUGACUUAUACAAUCAAUGGAUAGAAAAUACAACAAUUGAAAAUGUUAAAAAUAAUUUUCAAUUUGAAAAUAAAAAUUUUUAUUCUUAUAAUAUACCUCCAACAAUAUCACAAUCAUCAACUGAUACACCAAAUACCGAAUUUAUGAUGGAGAAUUAUAAAAAUGAUUAUUAUUGUAAUGAUAAAGUAAUCCAACCACCGUUUCAACAAAAUUCUAGCCUUUCUUCUAAUGAUUUAUCCUUAACAUCAACACCCUCACCGCCAAUUGAAAAUGACACAAAAUCAGGUACAGUUUCAUCUCAUCCCGGAAUGUUAUACUUGAUGCCAACAUUAAUUCGAAAUUCAAAAAAAGAAAAAAAAUAUGAUACACCAAAAAUUAGUAAAGGAAGAAUAGCUAAAAAACCAUCAAUGCAUAUUAAUUCAUCCUGUGUGACAUGUGGAACAACUGAAACAACAUUAUGGAGGAGAGAUCUAAAUGGAUUUCCAGAAUGUAAUCCAUGUAAUUUGUAUUAUAGAACACAUCAAACAAAAAGACCACCAAGACUUUUUAAAAAUGGAAAAAUUUUAAAAAGAAAUGGCAAAAAUAGAUUAUUAAAAAAUGGACUUGAGUUGUCACCGUAUAAUGAAGAGUAUGAUAAAGAUUUUAGUAAUUUUAGUAAUAAUAUCAAUACAAACAAUACACAAUUAGAAAAUAACUUUGAGCCUUACCUUUCAAAUAGAAUAAUAAUUGAUAAUAAAAUUAACAGAAAAAUGGAAUACUUUGAUGAUAAUCGUAAAAAUCAAACUCCUGAAAAUUAUUUUUUUCCUACGUUUAUUGACAAUAAUCGUUAUUAA
Messenger RNA from Strongyloides ratti, 1059 nucleotides. RefSeq names its product GATA-binding factor C. Gene Ontology annotation, molecular function: zinc ion binding; DNA-binding transcription factor activity, RNA polymerase II-specific; RNA polymerase II cis-regulatory region sequence-specific DNA binding. The record is from RefSeq and is a predicted model, not a curated record. Gene Ontology annotation, biological process: negative regulation of transcription by RNA polymerase II; positive regulation of transcription by RNA polymerase II; cell fate commitment. Bases 1 to 1059 code for a protein of 352 amino acids. Lineage: Eukaryota; Metazoa; Nematoda; Chromadorea; Rhabditida; Strongyloididae. The transcript is spliced from 2 exons.